AAAAUACAAGUCUUUCUCACUGCAAUUUCCCAGCAUUUCAAAUAUUCCUCUCUUUCAUACUAUCUCUGCCUACUGAAUUAUACUCCUAACCAAAGUUUAAUUCCCCAUCAAACAAACAAAAUGAAGCAAAAGGUUGUUAUCAGAUUAUCUUUCAAUGGAAAUGAUCAGAAAUAUCGGACCAAGGCCUUUAAGAUUGCUGUUUCUCAAUCAGGUGUGGAAUCAGCAGCUAUAACAGGGGACGGAAAGAACCAACUAGAAGUUGUGGGAGAAGUAGACGCCGCGACUCUGACAAGAUUGCUCAGGAAGAAUUUGGGUCAGGCGGACCUUGUGAGCGUUGGCCCAGCUGGUGGCGAUAAAAAGCCCCCAGCUGCAGCUGCAGCUCCAGCUCCAGCUACAACUACAGUGAUUCAGUCGCAACCCGGCUCGUACUAUUAUCCCUAUCCGUCUUAUCAAUACCCUGUUUACCAAGUUACAGAUUCGUAUGGUCAAUCCAACUGUUCAAUUAUGUGAAAUGACAAUUUGUACAACAGGAGGGAUCCAAGAUGAUAAUUCUAUUCACUGUCAAAUAUUUAUUGAUAUGUUAAUAGAUAUAUAUAGUUUGAACAAGAGCUAUUUAGUUAACGUGAGCUCGAACUCACACACCACAAAAAAAAUGAUACUAGAAGGUCGAAACAGAGUAUCAUUCAAGUUUUUGGUCCCCGUCCAGAGAGCUUAAUGGAGUAUCUAGUAGAUGAGUUUUGGUUUUCUUUUUUUCAUCUUUCUAUGUAUUUGACCGAGUAAUUUGUACAUUUUGAAAUUAGAGAAAACAAUCUUGAAUUUAAUUUGUUA
Molecule: messenger RNA, 828 nt
Organism: Solanum dulcamara
Lineage: Eukaryota; Viridiplantae; Streptophyta; Magnoliopsida; Solanales; Solanaceae
Exons: 3
Coding region: 121-510 (129 amino acids)
Molecular function (GO): metal ion binding
Source: RefSeq, a predicted model, not a curated record